Prorocentrum cordatum is the source of this 384-nucleotide messenger RNA. Lineage: Eukaryota; Dinophyceae; Prorocentrales; Prorocentraceae. The record is from the annotation of a GenBank genome assembly.
CAGGGAGGCCGUGCAGCUUUUCCAGGACGAUCAGGACAGAGCUGGCGAGGCCAGCACCCUCCUGGCUCUGGCGCAGCUGCAGGUGGCGUGCAAGCAGAACACCGAGGCGCUCGCUAGCGUGAAAGGCGCCCGGAGGAUCUUCCAGGCGCUCGGUGACAAGAGCGGGGAGGCCAGAUCGAUGCAGACCGCUGGCAGCAUAUACCUCAGCAACGGCAGUAUCGACGAAGCCUUGAAGCUCAUCGGCGAGGGCAGGGCGAUCUGCCACAGCGACGGCGACAAGCAGGGAGAGAUGGAUGCCCUGCAGGAGAUCCUCCGCAUCCGCGUGGACGUCGUCGUGAGGGAGGAGGAGAGUGGCCGCCGACCGAGGCCGCAGACAGUGCAGGA